Haplochromis burtoni (Burton's mouthbrooder) is the source of this 1302-nucleotide messenger RNA. It is a transcript of the gene ak6, whose product is annotated as adenylate kinase 6. The transcript has 6 exons. Bases 96 to 620 code for a protein of 174 amino acids. The record is from RefSeq and is a predicted model, not a curated record. NCBI's taxonomy places the organism in Eukaryota, Metazoa, Chordata, Actinopteri, Cichliformes, Cichlidae. Gene Ontology annotation, cellular component: cytoplasm; nucleus. Gene Ontology annotation, molecular function: ATP hydrolysis activity; AMP kinase activity; ATP binding.
UCAGUCCGGUUAUAGCGUACAACAAAACAAAGUUUACAUCGAACUGGUUCCCAGUUUUCCAGGUGUCGAUCAUCAAACACGUGUCUGCUGGAGCUAUGAAGACGAAGAAGCAACCGAACAUCCUGCUGACAGGGACUCCCGGAGUUGGAAAAACCACUCUAGGAAAGGAACUGGCCGAGCGCACGGGGCUGACCUAUGUCAACAUAGGAGACCUGGCCCAGGAAGGACAACUGUUUGAUGGAUAUGAUGACGAGUACCAGUGCCCCAUUCUGGAUGAGGACAGGGUGGUGGAUGAGCUGGAUGAAAAGAUGAGUGAAGGAGGCGUGAUCGUGGACUAUCACGGCUGUGACCUGUUCCCCGAGCGCUGGUUCGACAUCGUUUUUGUCCUGCGCACAGACAACACCCAGCUGUACACUCGACUGGAGGCCAGGGGCUACACGGGGAAAAAGCUGCAGGACAAUGUGCAAUGUGAGAUCUUCCAGACCAUCUAUGAGGAAGCCAUGGAGGCCUACAGUAAGGAGAUUGUCCACCAACUUCCCAGCAACACUCCUGAGGACAUGGAGCACAACCUGGAGCAGAUAGUGCAUUGGACUGAACAGUGGAUGAAGGACCAUAACUAGGAGGUGACCUCACUGGGUCAACAAGAGUCAACAAUUAAAACCUGAAUUGUAUCAUUUCUGAAUCUGUGUUUACUGUCAUAUUGAGCAAAAGUUUUGAAUUUGUUUGUAUUUUGUUUCCAAUGAACUGACUUUCUUGUAAUUGGUCUUGAGCAGGGGUGUCGAACUCCAGGCCUCGAGGGGCAGGGUCCUGCAGGUUUUAGAUAUCACCCUGGGUCAACACACCUGAAUCACAUGAUUAGUUUAUUAGCAGGUUUCUGGAGAACUACGAGACAUGUUGAGGAAGUAAUUUAGCAAUUUGAAUCAGCUGUGUUGGAUCAAGGACACAUCUAAAACCUGCAGGACACCGGCCCUCGAGGCCUGGAGUUCGACACAUGGUCUUGAGCAAUAGUUGGACAGACUUUCAAAGUGUCUCUUUGGACAGUGCCUGCUUUUGCACUCAGUUUUUAUCCAGUCUUUGUACAGUUUUCAGAAAGCAUGUUGUUUAGCUACAUGACCUAUGAAUCAAUUAUCACCUAACUGAACGAAUGAAUCAGUGUUGUCUAGAUUUAGAUGGAAUUCUAUGACAGACAAGGCAAAUAAACCAUUGUAAUUGGAUCUUUAGGCAUUUUGCUACUAGCCACACAGUUUGUUCUCAUGUUGUUAGUUCAAUCUGUGAUUAAAGGCCAAAGAAAGCAGCGUUUGA